UUUCAGCAUGGCUGGGAAGCCUGUGCUUCAUUACUUCAAUGGAAGGGGAAGAAUGGAGUCGGUCCGGUGGCUCCUGGCAGCAGCUGGAGUAGAGUUUGAGGAGGAACUUUUUGAAACCCGUGAAGAAUUUGAGAAGUUACUCCAAGGUGGAACCCUGAUGUAUGAACAAGUGCCCAUGGUGGAAAUCGAUGGAAUGAAUUUGGUGCAGACCAGAGCCAUCUUAAGAUACGUAGCUGCAAAGUAUGACUUGUAUGGAAGGAACCAGGAAGAACAAGCCUGGAUUGAUAUGUACGUAGAAGGCUUGAGGGACCUGAGUGACAUGAUCAUGUACUUCCCACUCUCUCUGCCGGAAGAGAAGGAGAUGAACCUGGAGUACAUCCUCCAAAGAGCCACAACAAGAUUCUUCCCGGUUUACGAGAAGGCCCUAAGAGACCACGGGCAAGAUUUCCUUGUGGGCAAUCGACUGAGCUGGGCUGAUGUACAGCUCCUUGAAGUCAUCUUAAUGGCUGAAGAAUGCCACGCCAGUGUUCUCUCGGGCUUCCCUCUGCUACAGGAUUUCAAGGUGAGAACCAGCCAAAUCCCUACAAUUAACAGAUUCCUCCAACCUGGAAGCCAGAGGAAGCCUCCAUUGGAUGAGCAAUCCAUUGGCACGGCAAAGGACAUAUUCAAGUUUGAACAAGGCAUGUUCCUUAAAAACAUGAGCACUAUAAUAGCUGAGUAUUAACAGUUACAGAGGCUAAGUUAUAGUAGUAAAUGUUAGUAAUGUUAGUAGGUUAGCAAUGUUAGAAUGUUAGUAACGAAAAUAUUAAAUGUGUAAAGAGAUAAACUACUAAAAAUGUAUUCAUAAACUAGAACAGCCAACUCCUGUUUGAAAUAAGACGUGCCACCAAGACUGGAUCCAGAAAACCCAAGGAGUCCUCUGCCUUCUGUACAGUCCUAGAAUAAACUUGUAUGUCGUAAGUGAAA
Messenger RNA from Rattus rattus (black rat), 966 nucleotides. Its product is annotated as glutathione S-transferase-like. The record is from RefSeq and is a predicted model, not a curated record. Gene Ontology annotation, biological process: xenobiotic metabolic process; glutathione metabolic process. The coding region runs from base 8 to 724 and encodes 238 amino acids. Lineage: Eukaryota; Metazoa; Chordata; Mammalia; Rodentia; Muridae. Gene Ontology annotation, molecular function: glutathione transferase activity. The transcript is spliced from 6 exons.